Molecule: messenger RNA, 1710 nt
Organism: Penicillium mononematosum
Lineage: Eukaryota; Fungi; Ascomycota; Eurotiomycetes; Eurotiales; Aspergillaceae
Product: Major facilitator superfamily domain general substrate transporter
Exons: 10
Coding region: 1-1710 (569 amino acids)
Biological process (GO): transmembrane transport
Molecular function (GO): transmembrane transporter activity
Source: RefSeq, a predicted model, not a curated record
AUGGCUGUGGACACAGAAAAGGAUUCGGUGCAGGCUGGUUCUCCAAUGGAGACGCCAGGGUCGCCUGUUGAUGAAACAACUGAGCCGGUUGUCACUUUGAAGACAUGGAUUGUCUCUAUGAUUCUUUCUUGUGGUUAUGGCCUCUCUUUCUGGCCUAUUCCAGUGGUGUCGGCAAUUGGCACCAUGAUCUCUGCUGAUAUGGGGGAUCCAACUGGGUAUAUCUGGUUUGUUCCUGCGUGGACUAUCUCGAUCACCUGUGCUUUCUUGAUAUUUGGCCCAAACACCGAUCUUUUAGGUCGACGCUGGUUCUUAGUUUUGGGUAAUCUGGUAUGCUUCAUUGGCCAUAUUGUGGUGGCAUCAGCCAAAAGCACCAACCAAGUCAUUGCCGGACUGGUUGUCUCCGGUUUUGGCGGUGCAAACUGUCAGAUGGCCGCAUUCGCCCUACCAGAACUCCUCCCCAAUAAAUGGCGACACAUCGGAGUCGUCAUCGCCGAUCUCACAGUCUACAUAGCCGUCAUCAUCGCACCAGUGACAGCCCGCUAUGGCUACGAACUCGGAACCUGGGCCUGGAACUUCUGGGGCGUAGCCAUCUUCCAAGGCCUAUCAUUCUUCGGCCUGUUAUUCCUCUACCACCCGCCGAAACACCCGUACGCCCAACCCCUUCCAACCCAACCCCAUCCAGACUCGGUAUCCCAUACAAAGAAGCCUUCAAGUCCCUCAGACUACCUCGGCGCCUUCCUCUUCAUCGGCGGCGCAGUCCCAUUCCUAAUGGGCAUCGUCUGGGCCGGCGUAUACGACUCAAACGACGUCCACGUCGUCGCCCCUCUAGUCGUCGGCGCGGCUGUUCUCGUCUGUUUCGCGCUAUGGGAGUCCUUCGGCAAGCUGAAAUACCCACUAACACCAACCUAUGUCUUCGCCAGCUCGUGGGGCCGCGACUUCACGGCGCCGGUCAUUGCGCUCGGCGUCGUCAAUAUGUUCUACUACUCGUCUAGUAUCCUGUGGCCGCAGAUGAUCACGGUGUUCUAUACGAAUGGUGGUGCGGACUGGAAAUACUCUGUUAUUCUGUCCUUGCCGCAGGGAUUCGCUAUCUUCUUUGGUGCUAUGCUUCUCACUUGCUUUGGUAGUAAGCUGCGACAUUGGCACUGGCAGCUUACCGGGUCUGUGUUUGUGAUGGUUGUUUUUGGAUCGUUGCUUGGCAUUGUCACGCCGACUAAUAAGGGGACUAUGAUUGCCUUUAUCUUCCUCUCCCAGGCUGGGUUUGGUUGGGCUCUUUAUUUGAGUAUUGCUAUUACCCAGAUGGGUGUUGAGCAUAAGAAUCUUGGUGUUAGUGGUGGUAUCUCCGGGUGCAUUCGCUUUGCUGCUGGUGCUGUUGCGACCUCGAUCUACCAAACUGUCUACAGUAACUCGUUGGCGAAAUAUACAGCUAUAUAUGUCCCCUCCGCUGCCAUCUCCGCGGGACUUCCGGAGUCAAAGGUCACAGACCUAAUGGCUGUGGUAUCCAAAGGUGCUGCUGCGAUGAAGUCAUAUAGCCCUGCUGUGGUGGCAGCAGCAGAGGCGGCUCUCAGUCAAGCCUACUGCAAAGCGAUCUUUAUCGUGGCUAUGGUAUCGAUGGCCUUCGGCAUUUUGGGUCUUGCUGCUUGUCUUUGCUGCAAGGAUAUCGAAGUGUACCUUGAGAACACAGAUCUCUCCGACCGAAACAAGUUCCAUUAG